Messenger RNA from Clarias gariepinus (North African catfish), 2426 nucleotides. It is a transcript of the gene asah2, whose product is annotated as N-acylsphingosine amidohydrolase 2. The record is from RefSeq and is a predicted model, not a curated record. NCBI's taxonomy places the organism in Eukaryota, Metazoa, Chordata, Actinopteri, Siluriformes, Clariidae. Gene Ontology annotation, molecular function: N-acylsphingosine amidohydrolase activity. The coding region runs from base 90 to 2318 and encodes 742 amino acids. The transcript is spliced from 21 exons. Gene Ontology annotation, biological process: ceramide catabolic process; sphingosine biosynthetic process; long-chain fatty acid biosynthetic process. Gene Ontology annotation, cellular component: extracellular region.
AAAAGCCAUUGGUAUUUCUCACCAGAGAUAUCGAUUUGGUUGUGAAGCCGGCUUGCUCACUUGUGUCUGUGUCCAUCCUGAGUUGAAGCAUGGCUCGGAAAUCACUAUGCUGUAAUCUCACCACUUUGGAGGUUUCGCUCAUAGUUCUGUUUGUUCUGAUGACUGGAGUCGUAUUGGGAUUUAUAACCAUAUUAACUCUUGACGUUAAGUCAGACGUGCACAAGACUACAGAAGAGCCCAUUACCCCUGGGAGUGUUGGAAGUAACUUUUAUCUGAUUGGAGUGGGUCGAGCAGAUUGUACUGGACCAGUAGCAGAUGUGCCUCUGAUGGGCUAUGCUAAUCCUGAUCAGUCUGCAGGAGGAAUCCACACACGGUUGUUUAGCCGGGCCUUCAUUGUCGAUGACGGCAGCAAAAGAGUGGUGUUCGUGAGUGCCGAGAUAGGCAUGGUCUCACAAAGACUGAGACUGGAGGUGCUCAAGGCACUCGAAGUGAAAUAUGGGGCUCUCUACAGGCAAGACAACGUAGUUCUCAGUGGCACACAUACGCACUCUGGUCCAGCAGGCUAUUUCCAGUACACCCUCUUCAUGAUCACCAGUAAAGGCUACAUCAAGCCCUCUAUCCAAGCAAUCGUGGAUGGAAUUGUGAAGAGCAUUGAUGAGGCGCAUAAAAGCAUGAGGCCUGGGAGAAUCUUUUUGAACAAAGGAAAUGUUGUGGACAGUAACUACAACAGGAGUCCUCACUCGUACUUGAACAACCCCGAGGAGGAAAGAAGAAGGUACAAAACCAAUACAGAUGAGCAGAUUGUAAGCCUGAAGUUCACAGAUCAGGAUGGCAAUGGAAUGGGAAUAUUCAGCUGGUUUGCUGUUCAUCCAGUCAGUAUGAAUUACACUAAUCGCAUGGUGAACUCGGACAAUCUGGGCUACGCAGCCUAUCUGUUUGAACAAGAAAAGAACAUUGGCUCCUUGCCUGGUGAGGGCCCAUUUGUAGCAGCGUUUCCCACCAGUAACAGUGGAGACGCUUCUCCCAACACUCGUGGACCAUAUUGUGUGAAUACUUGGGAGAAGUGUGAUUAUAUCAACAGCUCAUGUCCCAUUGGUGGGACUAAAAUGUGUGUUGCUUUUGGACCGGGUAAAGACAUGUUUGAAAGCACCAGGAUUAUUGGAGAAAGUAUCUACAAAAAAGCAAAGGAACUUUAUGGCAGCGCUCAGCAGGAGAUUUAUGGCAGUCUCCAUACUGCACAUCAGUGGGUCAACAUGACGGACGUAACAGUACUUAUUAACUCCACCCACAAUGCCAAGACGUGUAAGCCUGCACUUGGCCACAGCUUUGCUGCAGGAACGAUAGAUGGAGGAGGAGACCUUAACUUCACACAAGGGGCAAUUGAAGGAGAUCCAUUCUGGGAUGGUAUUAGGGAUGCCAUCUUGGGUAAACCUUCUAAAGAAGUUGAGGACUGCCAAAACCCCAAGCCUAUUCUCUUUAGCACUGGAGAGAUGAACUGGCCACUUCCAUGGCACCCGGAAAUAGUGGAUGUACAGAUCAUCACUAUUGGAUCAGUGGCCAUAGUGGCAGUUCCAGGAGAAGUGACCACUAUGUCAGGAAGAAGGAUCAGAGAGGCAGUUAAACAGGAACUGGAGAUGAAUAAGGCUUUUACCAACACGGAAGUGGUUGUUACUGGUCUUUGCAACAUCUACACACACUACAUUGCCACCUACGAGGAGUACCAGGUUCAGCGCUAUGAAGGUGCUUCCACCAUCUAUGGGCCUCACACUCUCUCGGCCUACAUUCAGAACUUCCGUGGCCUCGCCAAAGCCAUCGCACAGGGCAAGACUGGAGAAAUACCAAAAGGUCCCGAGCCUCCUUUCUUCAAAAAUAGCCAGUUGUUCUCACUGCUAGCGGCCGUUCCUGUAGAUAAAACACCAAGUAACAUUACCUUCGGUGAGGUCCUGGAGCAGGUCAAUCCUGUUUAUAAAGUGGGAGAGGUCGCGUCUGUUACUUUUGUUGCUGGAAACCCCAGAAACUCUGGAGACAUGCGAGACAAGACCUUUGUCACUGUGGAGAAACUUCUCACAUCAACCAGCACAUGGGAAGUUGUUCAUACAGAUGCAUCAUGGGAGACGAGAUUUUACUGGAUUAAAGGGACAGGUGGUCUGAGCAACGCCACAGUGGAGUGGCAUAUUCCUCUCUCAGCAAACGCAGGUACCUACAGGAUUCGUCACUUUGGACACUCCAAAAAGCUCAAUCUCAUCAUUCCUGUGAUCACUCCAUAUGAGGGCACAUCAGAUACGUUUAAAGUCACCAAAACAUUCUAUUCCUUUUGAUUGCUCACUAGUGCUGCCAUCAGAGAGUUCAAUAAGCUGGAUGCUUGAUGUGAUGAUUACCAUGAUGAGUGUGUAUCUGUGUGUAUUUGAACUGUAUGAAAUAAAUAG